Paramecium pentaurelia is the source of this 2690-nucleotide messenger RNA. The record is from the annotation of a GenBank genome assembly. Lineage: Eukaryota; Ciliophora; Oligohymenophorea; Peniculida; Parameciidae.
AUGUCUUAAACAAGAACUAGUUAGAGCUCUAAACAUCAAAGAAAAAGUGAGAAUCGUUUUUAAUAAUAAAUUAAUAGUCUUUUACAAAAUGUAAGUAAUCCACCAUUGAAUAUAUCAAAAAGAUGGAUUAAGGAUAGAGAGGGAGAAUAAAAGAAUUUAUUUGAAGAAGUUAAACAAAAUGAGUUUACUGGUAAAAAUUAGACACUUACAUAAUUAACUGAAAUAGGAAAGAAAUUAGCAAAAAUGAAAAAGAAACUUAGAACUCUUACUGCUGAUGAUCGUCUAAAAACACCAGUAUCAGAUAAUAAAAGUAGAAAAUCAACUAAGUCAAAGAAAAGUUAAAGUAAAAAGGGGUAGAGUUCACAUAGUCAAUCAAGAACAUAAUUAAAGAGUCUUGAAUAAAGCAGAAGUAAAUCUUCAAAGAAAGUUAAAAAAUAAUAAAAGUCAUCAAAGACUUAAAAUACUCCAAAAUUUAAAAAGAAGACUUAUGAUAAUAAAUUGGGAAGUUUCUCAAAAGAAAUGUAAUAAUAAAGAGAUAGUUCAAGACCUAAUGUUAGAAUUUUAGAAUCAAGAAUUGCAAAGAAUACUAUUGAUAGAAGUUCUAGGUAAUAAAAUUAAAUUAAUAGAAGUCCCUCUCGUUCAAUUGGAUCUUCCAAAAAAUAGUAAAGAAAUCGUAGAGUUGAAACUCCUUGUGAAGAAUCAAGUUCAUUAACAGAUUCUAGUGAUACAAAAGAAAUUAUGAAAUUAAAAAUGAAUCCAAUUAAUCAAUAAUCUAAAUAUGAAGUAUUUAUGGAUAAUGAAAAAAAAAUAAAAGAACUUGAUGCAGGAUAAUUAAGUAGAGAAGAGAAUCUUAUGUUAACAACUAAAUUAGAAUCUGUUACUAAAGAAAAAUUAUUAAGAGAAUAUAGAAUAUUGUAUUAUAGAAGUAAAGAAGUCAAAAAAUUACUCACAGAAUAUUAUGAAUAAAAUUUGCAUUUAACUGAAGAAAUUAACGAAUUAUAAUAAAUUAUUUAAGAAAAAUAACUAGAAAAUAAAUAAGUCAAAAAAGAAUUAAAAUCUCAAUGUAAAGAAAUGAAAAUUAUGUAAUCAGAAUAUAGUACAAAAUUAGAUUAAUUGGGAAAAUCAUAUUAAUAGCAUGAAAUGAAUACUGUUCCAUUAAAUGAUUAUGAAAGAUUAAAAUAAGAAAAUGAUAAAAUUUUAAUUGAAAAUGAAAUGUUAAAGGAAGAUUAUAAAAUAAUAAGUCAAAAAAUGCAAUAGAUUGAAAAUGAAAUAUAUUAAAAAAGAUAGUAUGAAAUUCCUGAAUAAGAGAUGUCUUAAAGAUUAUAAAGAGAAUUAGAAUCAGUUAGAGAUUAAGCUGAUAGAAUAAAAGAAGAAAAUAUGAAAUUGAAAUUACAAUUAGAUAAAGAAUAGAUAUCUAAUAGAGAAUUAUCAUAAUAAAUAAAUUAAAAAAAAAAUGAAUUUGAUGGAAAUGUAGAAUAAAAAUAAUAUGAAUUAUCUUCAUUAAAAUCUCAUUUAUAGAAUGCUAAUACUAAAAUUUAAAAAUUAGAAUAAUAAAUAACAUAAAUGAAAUAUCAAAUGAUUUCAGAAUAAGAAUAAUCAUUUUCAAUUCGUGAAAAAAUAAUUAGAUAAGAAGAAGAUUUAAGAAUAGCAAAUUUGAAAGUAGAAAAUAGAGAAAAAGAAAUAAAUGAAUAAAGAUCAAAAGAAUUGAUUUUAAAGAAAAAAAUAUUAGAUUUAGAAUCUAAAAUUGAAAAUCAAUAAUAAUAGUAAUCAUAACCAUAUUUUGAACCAAUAAUUACAAUUAAUAAACCAAACAAUUCUGAAUCAUGUAUAUUAAUAUAUAUAUAUAUUAGUUAUUAAUAAGGAAUUAUAAAUGGAACGAUAAUUAUUAGCAAAAACUUAAGAAUAGUUAUAAAAUAUUUAAGGUGAAAAUGAUUAAUUAAAACGAAAUCUGAAAUAAAUUGAAUUAGAAUUAUAAUUUGAAAGACAAUAGAAUGAAUAAAUCAAAUUAAAAUUCUCUUAGUUAUAAUAAGAAAAUGAAUUUACACUUCAAAGAGCAUAAAAACAAUUUGAAGAAACUGAAAAUCAUCGUUCAAAAGAAUUCUAAUUAACUGAAUAACAAUAUAAAAAUUAAGAGAACUAAUUAUUUUCAGCAUAAUAAAGAAUAAAUGAAUUAGAAAAUGAAUUUAGAAUAUUGACCAAUAAGGAAUAAGAGAAUAAAAAUUAAAUAAAUGAUUAAAAAUUAUAAAUUGAAAAAUAAUAAUUAAAAUUAGAAUAAAAUUUGACAAAAAUAAAUGAAUUUUAGAAUUAGAUUAAAACAUUAGAAAAUGAAAAUGCAUAAUUAUCUGAAAAUAAUAGAUAAUUAAAAAUACAAAAUUAAUAAUUAAUUAAAGAAUUAGAAUAGAUUGAUAGGAUUAAAGAUAAUUAUAAAAAUAAAUAUUUAAAUAAUAGAUAUGAAAACAAAAAAUUGUUAAAUUAAUAUCAUGAAGUAAUUGUAAUCUAAUAUUUAGAAAGAAAAUAUUAUGAAAUAAACAUUUACAAGUGAAUUAGAGAAAGUAAAAUGUUAAAAAGAAUAAUUAGAAAAAGUAAAAAAUGAAGAAGAAUGUUAACGGUAAUAAAAAGAUAAGAAAUUAAAAGUUAUAAAUGAUCUAUAAUAAAUGAUCAAAGGACAUAAAAUGAAUCUUGAUAAAUGA